Messenger RNA from Penaeus vannamei (Pacific white shrimp), 3673 nucleotides. NCBI's taxonomy places the organism in Eukaryota, Metazoa, Arthropoda, Malacostraca, Decapoda, Penaeidae. The record is from RefSeq and is a predicted model, not a curated record.
AUGUUGACAAAUGUAGAGAAAGGAAUCAAAAAGAAGAUCAAAGGAAAGAAGGAUAAAGAUGAUGAGUUGUUCACCCCGGAAGAAUUAGAGAAAUAUAAAAAAGAAAAAGAAGAGGAAGCGCGUCGACUUGCUGAGCAGCAGCAGCAGCAGCAGCAGCAGCAGCAACAACAGGAGGAGGAAGUCCAGCAGGAGCAGGCGCCGCAGGAGGAACCAGGAGCAGAAAACGGAGGAACUGCCAGCAAUUCCGAGGAGAAAGCCGCUCCUUCAGGAGACAAGCAGGACUGGAGAAACUUCUUCGCUGCCACUGACACCGUCCUCAAGAAGACCUCUGACAACCUCCAGCACAUCAAGGAAGCAAGUUACUUUCAAAAGAAAGAGGAGAAGCCUGCCGAACCCAGUGCAGCCGCUGUUCCCUCUGCUGCAGCUGCAACAGCAGCCCCAGCUGGACCGCCAAGUGCCACCGGUAAGAGGUGGGUCGACCUUGAGAGUGGAGGCAUCGACGAUGAGACUGAGGUAGAGGGAGAAGAAGAAGCCCCGAAGGAGGAGGAACCUCAGGACAAGAAGGAACCCGAGGCCGAACCUGCACCGCUACAGUUCAUCGAGGAUCUUCCUGAUGUAGAUGUCGACGACUUUGCAGAAGUCUUUGACACCACUUACGUCGACAACGUAGAGAGCGGCGAGGUCAAACUCCACUACAUUCCUGACAGUCCAACCACCGACUACGCCAACGAACCCGACCCCUUCGAUACCUCCGUGGUCGACAAAGUCCUUCACGCCGAGGAACCAGAACCCAAGAAGCCGCAGCAGACCCAGAAGGAACCCGAGAAGAAGAAAAAGAAGCUCGUAAGCCUCGGAUGUGCUGUUGACGUCCUCACAGGGAAGCUCCAAACCCCGGAGAAGACUCCUGUGAACACUACAGUCGACUCCAAAAAACGGAGGGUUAUCCCCCAGGAAAUCAAUUUACUCGCUGACUUCACUGAAAAUGGAGAUGCUGUAGCCGAAGAGGGUGAAACAGCAGAGAAAGAGGAGAGUGAACAGAAACCAGAGGAAAAGAACCUCUUGGAUGAAAUACUUUGUGUAGGUGACGGAGAAGGGCAACUACCUGAACUUGGUGCUGUUCUAGGCACAACCCCACGCGCUGUCUCCCCUGCACUUCCUACCGAAGGUGAAGAGGGUGAAAGUGACGUAAAGGUAAAUGAAGGAAUUGAAGGUGAGAACAAAGAAGUUGACCUCAGCGAAUUCCUAGAGUCCUCAGGAGACGACCAAGACUCGAAAGAAACCAAACAGGAGAACGGAAAGGACUUAGACCUUAAGGAUCUUGUUGCUGAGUUUGAUAUUAUCGACAAAUCUGAGGUAACCAACGAAACUCUUAUCCCUACUGAACCUGAUCCCAUUGAAGACGAAUUUGACGCUGAGUUCGCAUUCUUAGCUGCCGAGUCCGUUGCUAAAUCAAAGGAAAAGGAAUUCGAGGAGCUUGAAGACGAUCCCUUUGACACUUCAGUUGCUGCUCAAGUUCUUGGACCGGAAGGAAACGCUGAUGAGAAAGAUCCAUUUGAUGUGAGUUUCGUUGAUGGUGUGGUAAUCGAAGACACCACUCAGAAAGUAAGACCUGCUAAACCACCUCCACCUCGACCUACACUUCCCAAGGUCCAGAAAGAAGAACCUGAAGAGGAAGUUGACCCCUUCGACACAUCCAUAGCAGAGAAGCACCUGCCUGUAGAUCAUCUCGCCUCCCCUGACGCAGACGCAAGUCUUCCAGAAGCACUACAGCCACAGGCAGAGAGUGACAUUACUAAAUCGGCCAGUCAACCAGGUACCCUCAGUAAGAGUGACUCUGACUUUGACUUUAAUCCACGAGAGGAGGAGGAACCUAAAGCUGCACCCUGCUUGCUAACCAGUUCAGAGAUCGAGGACACUAGUGCACCAGUCCUCGCACCCUCUCAGGACGCACUUGCAGACGACUUUGAUCCUUUUGAUACUUCUAUUGCAGCAAAGCCAGCAAAUAAUCAAGAGAAAUCUGAGGAAGCUUCUGCUACACCCAAGAAGAAGCAGCCACCACCACGCCCUGCUCCUGCUCCUGGACACCUGCUAGCAACUACACCUACAGAUAAUAAUCCGACACUUUUACCAUCAAGUGCCAACGAAAAGUCUUCAGCUGACGACAACUUUGAUCCAUUUGACACAUCUAUUGCUGAAAGUUUUGGAAAGACUGAACUCAAGGCUCUUGAAAAUGAACUUUUGUCUUCCCAAAACACAGCUCAAGAAGUAAAGCAAGUUCCUGGAGAAAAGAAACCCGAGGACAGAGCCCUUGAUCUUCCAAUCAAACCUCUUCGUCCACCAUCCCCAUGCCCACCUUCAGUAGCAGACGACUUUGAUCCCUUUGAUACGUCUAUUGCUGACCAGUUUGGUAAGACUGAAUUGAAGGUACUUGAAAGUGAACUUCUUGUGAGUGGCUCAUCCGAAAAAGUUGCAGAGGACAAUAGCUUUGACCCUCGAGCAGUAGAAGCUCCGGCAAAGCCAUCGAGACCUUCAAGACCGCCGUCCCCAGCUCGUCCUCAGUGUCUCCUGACUGCUUCUCCCUCACCAACAGGUGCUCCCCCUAGUUUGGAGCUUUUAGCACCAACAGAAACAAAACCCAACGCUCCAGAGGCCGACUUUGACCCAUUUGAUACCUCAAUUGCCGACAAAUUUGGUAAGACUGAACUCAAGUAUUUCGAAAGCGAGUUGCUUGACACGGCACCGGCUUCAGGUCCUGAUCCGUUUGACGAGUUUGACCCCAGGGCCGAAGAAACUAAAUCAAAGGUACCCCAGAGACCUCCUAAGCCAACCAGGCCUCCAGUGCCCCCAGCUCCCUGUCUUCUUGCAACCACUCCAACAGACAUCAGUGCUCCCUUGCAGCCCUGCAUAGAACCAAGUCAGGAGCCCAAGGAGGCAGCAACUGCAGAAGAGGAGUUUGAUCCUUUCGAUACCUCCAUUGCAGACAAGCUUGGCAGAACUGAAAUAAAGUUCCUAGAAGAAAGUCUUCUUUCCAAGGAAGAAAGUCAGGUUGAAGCUAAGCCCCAGGCAUUCGUUCCUCGUGUAGAGAAUACCACUACCGCUGCUCUGCCUGAAGCAAGUGAAGCUCCCUCUGUAACAGCUGAUCAUUUCCUUUCAUCUUCUCCUACUGAGGACCUCAGACCUACUCUUCAGCCAACAUCAAGUGUGACAGAAGAGUCUGCGAAAGAGUUUGAUCCAUUUGACACUUCCAUUGCAGACCAGUUUGGUAAGGCUGAACUAAAGACACUUGAGAGUGAACUUCUUACAGAUUCGGGUGUUAAAAGGAAUUUAAGUGACGACGAAUUUGACCCACGUCAAGAGGAAGCAAAGGCUCCAAAGCGACCUCCACUUCCCCCUCAGAAACCCGCAACACCCGUCAACUUGUUAGAUUCCACUGACGACCAUAACUUACCUGAUCAACCAAUCCAGGUUCUCCAGGCACAGUCAGCAAAAAGCCCUGAAAUUGGGGACGAUUUCGACCCAUUCGAUACCUCAAUAGCUGCUGAUAUUGGACCAAGCAAAGCUGAACUGAAAUAUCUUGAGACAGAGCUCUUAAGUGCAACUAAAGAUCCAUUUGAUACUUCAGAGGCAUAGGCUGUGACUUUAAAUUUAGAAGCAAGUUAUAAUAUAUAAUAUC